Abrus precatorius (Indian licorice) is the source of this 5183-nucleotide messenger RNA. Its product is annotated as myosin heavy chain, striated muscle. Lineage: Eukaryota; Viridiplantae; Streptophyta; Magnoliopsida; Fabales; Fabaceae. The transcript has 6 exons. The record is from RefSeq and is a predicted model, not a curated record. The coding region runs from base 658 to 4737 and encodes 1359 amino acids.
UAUAUUAUUUCAUUAGGGAAGGUUGAUUUAUUUAUAGGAGAAAAUUUUAACAAGUGACAUUUUUUCAUAUAAAUUUUGUAUUCGUGAACUAAUUUAUUGUGUCAUGUGGAGAAACUAUCAAAGAAUUUACAAAUGAGGGUGGCCUUGAAAUUUGAUAUUAGUAUUUGUGUGAUUCAGAUAUUAGUAUCUUGUGCACAAUGCGAGCUAAUUGAUACACUUGUUAUAGAUUCUGCUAAGCAGCAACGUCUUGACUUUCAGAACACUUACGUUUGAGACGUAAUUUUAUUUUUUGUGGUAAAGCUUAAUGUUUUUAUUUGUAUGUUAUAAUGAUGAUGAUUAUAUUCUUUCUGUUCCAUACAACAUUUUAAAAAAAUUAGAAUCCUAAUCAUGAAAGAAAAAACACUGAAUAAAAAACUUUAGUGUUAAAAGGGCUUUAGAGAGUUUAGACCUUCAAACUUUUUUUUUCUUAAUUAAGUGACUCCCAAACAAAGUUAACCCCUCCUAACUCGUCACUUCUCCUAAACACAACUUUCAAAUAUAGUUUAAAGGUACUGUGAAUGAAGUUUCCCUACAACAACCACCAAGUCUAUCCCAUUAACUACAGCUACAAUCCUCUUUUUUUUUCUCUUGUGAAGCAGUGAAUAAGAGAAAGCAAACAUGGAAGAAGAGACAAAAGUCAUUUCAGAAGUUCCAGUGACAAAGGUUGUUGAGGAGGUGGAUCAUAAGAGUGAAAGCAUUAAGGAAACAAAUGGAGACUUGCCUCAAGUAAUAAGUGAAGUAAAGAAAGAAGAGGAAGAAAGUGCCUUUGACGGUGAAUUCAUUAAAGUUGAGAAAGAAGAGAAUGCCAUAGAUGAUAAGUCCCAUAAAACCGAAAGAAGCUCAGAUCCUCCAAGCAGAGAAUUUCUAGAAGCACAAGAGAAGAUACAGGAACUUGAGGUUGAACUCCAAAGACUAGCACAAUCUUUGAAGACCUCUGAGCAUGAAAAUACUCAGCUGAAGGGAGAGAUCUCAGUUACAAAAGAGAAAUUGGAGGAAAGUGGAAAGAAACAUGAAGAACUUGAAUUAAGUCACAAGAAAUUGCAAGAGCAGAUUAUUGAAGCCGAGAAUAAAUAUAAUCUUCAGCUCAGCACUCUUGAAGAGGCACUGCAAAGUCAAGAAGUGAAACAGAAAGAGCUGUUUCAAGUGAAAGAAGCGUUUGAUGGGAUGAACCUUGAGCUUGAAAAAUCCAGAAAGAGGAUGCAGGAAUUGCAGCAUGAGCUGCAAUAUUCGGUAGAUGAGGCGCAGAAGUUUGAGGAGCUGCAUAAGCAAAGUGGUUCACAUGCUGAGUCUGAGGGAAAGAAGGCCUUAGAAUUUGAGAGGCUACUUGAAGAAGCCAAAUUGAGUGCAAAAGGAAUGGAAGACGAGAUGGCUUCCCUAAAGGAAGAAUUGAAGGGAGUUUAUGACAAGAUUGCUGAAAAUCAAAAGGUUGAAGAAGCCCUUAAAACAACUGCAGCAGAACUCUCUUCCGUCCAAGAAGAGUUGACACUCUCAAAAUCCCAGCUAUUGGAAGUUGAGAAAAGACUGUCUUCAAAGGACUCUUUAGUGGAUGAGUUGACCCAAGAAUUAAACCUGAUAAAGACUUCAGAAACACAGAUAAAAGAAGACAUAUCAGCACUUCAAAAUCUAUUUGCCUCUACAAAGGAAGAACUGCAAGAAAAAAAUUCUGAGUUGGAAACUGCAAGGCUCAAAUUGCAGGAGGAGGAAAAAUUGAGGGAAUCAGUUGAAGCUGCAUUCAAGAGUCAGGAGGCACAGUUUCUCACUGUACAAGAGGAACUGACUAAACUCAAAACAGGAAAAGAAAGUUUCGAAGCUACAGUGGAAGAUCUAACCCAUAAUGCAAAGAAGCUGGAAGAAUUGUGCUCUGAUUUAGAGGAAAAGCUAAAGCUUUCGGACAAAAAUUUUCUUAAAACAGAUUCUCUUUUAUCUCAGGCACUUUCAAACAAUGCAGAGCUUGAGCAGAAGGUGAAGUCUUUGGAAGACCUGCAUAAUGAAUCUGGAGCAGCUGCAGCUACUGCUACUCAAAGGAGUAUUGAACUUGAGGGAAAUAUUCAAGCUUCAAAUGCAGCUGCAGAAGAGGCUAAGUCACAGCUGAGGGAGCUAGAAGCGCGUUUCAUAGCAGCCGAGCAGAGGAGUGUGGAGCUUGAGCAACAAUUAAACUUGGUACAAUUGAAAACCAGUGAUGCUGAGCGAGAAGUAACUGAAUUAUCUGAGAAAAUAUCGAAUCUCAAUGCUAAAUGGGAAGAGGCUGAAGAAGAAAAGAAUCUUCUUAAUAGCCAACUGCAGGAGUACACGGAAAAGAUUAGCCAACUUGAAUCAGAUUUAAAUCAAUCAUCUAUGCAGAGUUCACAAUUAGAGGAAGAGCUGAAGAUAGUCAACAACAAAUGUUCUGAGCAUGAAGACCGAGCCACAAUGAAUCAUCAGCGUAGCAGAGAACUGGAAGAUUUAUUCCAGAGCUCUCACUCCAAAUUGGAAGAUGCUGAUAAAAAGGUUAGUGAGUUGGAGUUGUUACUUGAAGCGGAGAAAUACAGAAUUCAGGAACUUGAGCAACAAAUAGGCGCAUUAGAAGAGAAAUGCAGCAGUUCAGAAGCACAAGCUAAUAAACACCUUGAUGAUGUGUCUAAUCUGACAUCAGAACUUGAGGCAUUUCAGGCACGAAGCUCAAGUCUUGAACUUACACUGCAAGCAGUUAAUGAAAGGGAAAAGGAAUUAGAAGAUUCUUUGAGUGCAGUGACAGAUGAAAAGAAAAGGUUAGAAGAUGCUUCAAACAGUUUGAAUGAGAAGCUCGCCGAGAAAGAAAACCUACUUGAAAUUUUGAGGAAUGAUUUAAAUCUUACACAAGUUAAAUUGCAAAGUACUGAAAAUGAUCUCAAGGCUGCUGAAUUGAGAGAGAGCGAGCUAAAAGAUAAACUUCAAGCUUCUGAAGAAAAUCUUGAAGUAAGAGGAAGAGAUGUAGAGCAGACUACCGCAAGACACUCAAAACUUCAAUUGUUACAUGAAUCUCUGACGAGAGAUUCAGAACAGAAACUCCAAGAAGCUAUAGAAAAGUUCAACAACAAGGAUUCUGAAGUUCAAUCUUUGCUUGAGAAAAUUAAGAUUUUGGAGGAAAGUAUGACUGAAGCUGGGGAGCAAUCCACAUCCUUGAAGAGUGAAUUUGAAGGGAGUUUGAGCAAACAGGCUUCUUUGGAAAGUGAAAAUGAAGAUUUGAAACGAAAAAUUUUAGAAGCCGAGGAAAAGAAUUCUCAGUCUUAUACUGAUAAUGAAUUAUUGGUUGGAACAAACAUUCAACUAAAAACUAAGAUUGAUGAACUUCAGGAAUCACUGAACCGUGCUCUAUCAGAGAAGGAAGCCACUGCUCAAGAACUUGCGUCUCAUAAGAACACAGUAGCUGAACUGAACGACGUACAAUCAAAAUCUUCUGAAAUUCAUCGUGCAAAUGAAGCUCGCAUCCUGGAAGUAGAAUCACAAUUACAAGAAGCAUUGCAGAGGCAUAAUAAGAAGGAAUCAGAAGCCAAAGAAUUGAAUGAGAAGCUGAUUACACUACAGGACCAAAUAAAGUUGUUUGAAGAACAGGCUCAUGAAGCAGUUGCAGCUUCUGGAACUCAUAAAGCUGAGCUUGAAGAGAGUCUCACAAAAUUAAAGCAUCUUGAAACAGUCAUUGAGGAACUGCAAAACAAGUCACUCUACCAUGAAAAGGAAACUGCAGGACUAAAUGAAGAAAAGUCAAAGCUUAAUCAGGAAAGAGGUAUCUAUGAAUCCAAAUUAAGUGAUUUACAGUCGAAGCUCUCUGCAGCACUUGUUGAAAAGGAUGAAACAGUUAAAGAGAUACUCACGUCAAAGAAUGCCAUUGAAGAAUUAGUGACAAAGCAUAGUGCGGAACUGCACACAUUAAAUUCUCAGAUAUCUUCAGUAACGGAUGAGAAGAACUUGCUCAAUGAGACUAAUCAGAAUUUAAAGAAGGAACUUCAGUCUCUGAUAUCUGACCUUGAAGAGAAGUUGAAAGAACAACAGAAAAUUGAAGACUCUCUGAGAUCUGAGAUUGAAACUUUUAAAAUUGAGAUUGCUGAGAAAUCUGCAUUGCAAAGUCGGCUGAAGGAAAUUGAAGGACAACUGAUUGCAUCUGAAUCUAGAUUAAAUGAAGAGGUUGGAACUGUUCAAGCUGCUUCUCAAAGAGAAGCAGAAUUAAGUUCAAAAUUGGAAGACUAUGCACAAAAAGUCAAUGAUAGUAAUGCGCUAAAUGUAGAGGUUGUAGAACUUGAGAAAGAGUUACAACUUGCACAGGCUACCAUUGCAAACCAGAAAGGAGCAGAAUCUCAGAAGUUGGAACUAGAGGCAACCCUUAAGAAUUCUCUUGAAGAACUUGAAACUAAGAAAAAGGAUAUCUCUAUUCUACAGAAACAAGUGACAGAUCUAGAGCAGAAAUUGAAACUGGCUGUUGAUAAAUCCUCUGUUAAGGGUGACGAGGGUGUUGAUCAGAAAGAUGGGUUGGAAGUCAAAUCGAGGGACAUUGGAUCAAGCAUCACAACUCCAUCAAAAAGGAAGAGCAGGAAAAAAUCAGAGGCAACAACUUCUCAAACAUCAUCUUCCUCGGAGACACAUAUUCAAAGUGGCCAGGUUUCACCUGUCAUAAAUUUCAAGUUCAUCUUGGGAGUGGCUCUUGUGUCCAUUAUCUUUGGCAUAAUUCUUGGGAAGCGUUAUUAGUAUCACAGUGUAUGUAUGUCUUUUGGUUUUGCUAUUCAUCAUGGUUUUUCUAUUUUUUUUUUCCCCUUUUGCCGUUGAUUAAGAUUAUAUACAUAUGAUUGAAAGCUCUCUUUGCUUGCUUUCAAGCUCAGAAGUCUUCAGGUUGGUCAGGGAACUUGUUUUCAUUCAUAUCCCUUGCCUGUGUGUAAAAAAGAAAUGGGGGUUGGUUAAUGUUUUUGUUUUAAAGUUUGAACUUUUAAUAAUUUUAAUGCGAGUUGUUUUUUCUAUGGAGCACAUUUUCUUUCUCAAUUGAUGGAGAAUUUGGGGCAGCUAGAAAACUAUGUACCUUGUUUUUUGGUCCAAAAAUGAUGGUGUAAAGAUUAAAGACCCUACUCUCUCUCUCUCUCCUGUGUAUGAUAUUUGAAAAAAAAAAUUGUUAGUACAUUAUAAAAUUUGAAUUUACCUUU